GAGCUGAAAUCUCUGCGCAGCCAGCUGCGGGGCACCGUGACGGUGGACGUGGACUCCGGCCGGGAACGGACCUGACCAAGGUCCUGGACGAAAUGAGGGAGAAGUACGAGCUAAUGGCCGCCAAGAACCAGAAGGAGGCGGAGGCCUGGUUUCAAGGAGCAGGUAGGCGGGAGGGAGAGGGAGGCGGGCGCUCUCCCCUCUUUGAGGGAAAGGUCCAGUGUGAGCGCGUGAGGCGGGGGCAGGAAUCGAACCCCGGUCGGUAUCCCCGGGCGCUGCGAGACGGCAGCACCAACCGCGCCGCCAAAUCAGACCACAGCGGGAUUAGGCCGCUCGACCCGUCGAGGUUGCUGCGACUUUCCAACGCGGCGUUCCCUUCCACCCGGCCAGUGGUUGCGAUCCCCAGACCGUACAGUGUCAAUGGGCGGGAAGUUUUUAUUGUCAUGCCUGCACUGUCCGUUUCUCCGCAGUCGUCCACUGUCCAGCAGUCCGUGGCGACCAGCUCCCAGAGGCUGGGGACCGAGAAGGACCAGCUGAGCGAGAACAGGCGCAAGCUGCAGACGGUGGAGAUCGACCUCCAGACGCUGCUGAGCGUGAAAUCGUCCUUGGAAGACACCCUGCAGAACACAGAAUACCGCUACUCCGAGCAGCUGUACCACCUCGAGGACCUGCUGGAGCAGCGGGAGGCCGAGUUGGCCGAGAUCCAGGCUGACACACGGAGGCAGUGCGACGAGUACGCACAGCUGUUGGACAUCAAAACCCGGCUGGAGAUGGAGAUCGCCACGUACCGUCGCCUGCUGGAAGGAGAGGACUUCAGCUACUCUACCGAGAUCAGAACCGUAGAGACCAUUAAAGAACCGGAGGUGAUCACCAAGAAGAAGGUAGUUACCAUCACCGAAACACUGGUCGACGGGCAGGUCGUUGAGUCUCGUCAGGAGGUCAAAGAGGCCACGACUUAGCCGAACUCCUCUCGCCCGGCUGUGAAGAACUUCAGAAGACGCCAGCCCCAUUAGCCUAGAAAUUAUGACUUGCUUCCUGGAAUUUUGCCCGCCUUAAAUAAAAGUAGUUCCUGGUGAU
Hypanus sabinus (Atlantic stingray) is the source of this 1074-nucleotide messenger RNA. Its product is annotated as keratin, type I cytoskeletal 17-like. The annotation marks the transcript as partial. NCBI's taxonomy places the organism in Eukaryota, Metazoa, Chordata, Chondrichthyes, Myliobatiformes, Dasyatidae. The transcript is spliced from 6 exons. Gene Ontology annotation, molecular function: structural molecule activity. The record is from RefSeq and is a predicted model, not a curated record.